Molecule: messenger RNA, 755 nt
Organism: Cynara cardunculus var. scolymus (artichoke)
Lineage: Eukaryota; Viridiplantae; Streptophyta; Magnoliopsida; Asterales; Asteraceae
Product: ethylene-responsive transcription factor ERF003-like
Exons: 2
Coding region: 138-647 (169 amino acids)
Biological process (GO): regulation of DNA-templated transcription
Molecular function (GO): DNA binding; DNA-binding transcription factor activity
Source: RefSeq, a predicted model, not a curated record
CGGAAUCCCUAUAAAGAAGCCAUAUAAAAUCUGCCACUCUUCAGGUCUCUUCACUGAUACGGUUUUUUCAUCGAGACAUUUUCACAAACACCUUCACGACAAACGCCAUCGAACCCUCUUGCACCACUCAAAUCGCCAUGGCUAGAUCUCAACAACGAUACAGAGGUGUUCGCCAGAGACAUUGGGGAUCAUGGGUCUCCGAAAUUCGCCACCCUCUCCUGAAGACGAGAAUAUGGCUAGGAACAUUUGAGACAGCAGAAGACGCAGCACGAGCCUAUGAUGAAGCGGCUCGGCUGAUGUGCGGGCCGAGAGCUCGAACCAACUUCACUUACGACACCGAAGGGUCACAGUCCUCUUCUUCGAAGCUUCUCUCUGCAACUUUGAGAGCUAAAUUACAUAAAUGCCACAUGACAUCUCUUGAAAUGGCGAAGAAAUCAAUGGUGGGUAACAAUCAAGAAAGCCAACAGCAGUCUCCCACAGGGGAAUUCAUGGAGAACAGGGGCAACUGUGGAAAUAUGGUGAAUUGGGAGGGUAAAAUGGAGAAUAUGCAGCAUUACAAGUCUCCUGAAGAUGAACAUAUAGAGCAAAUGAUAGAGGAGCUGCUUGAUUAUGGAACCAUUGAGCUUUGUUCUGUUUUACAAAAUUAGACCGAUUAUCCUUUUUUUUUAGUCGACCAGAAAUAUCGUAAUCUAUCGUAAUCGUGUCACUUAAGUAAAUAUCCGGACGGGAAAUCGAAACUCGAGGUCUUUCAAGUC